This is a messenger RNA of Eublepharis macularius, 1719 nucleotides long. It is a transcript of the gene HEXIM1, whose product is annotated as HEXIM P-TEFb complex subunit 1. Gene Ontology annotation, cellular component: nucleoplasm; nucleus; cytoplasm. Gene Ontology annotation, molecular function: 7SK snRNA binding; cyclin-dependent protein serine/threonine kinase inhibitor activity. The coding region runs from base 438 to 1535 and encodes 365 amino acids. Gene Ontology annotation, biological process: negative regulation of cyclin-dependent protein serine/threonine kinase activity; negative regulation of transcription by RNA polymerase II. The transcript is spliced from 2 exons. The record is from RefSeq and is a predicted model, not a curated record. NCBI's taxonomy places the organism in Eukaryota, Metazoa, Chordata, Lepidosauria, Squamata, Eublepharidae.
ACUGGCGGAGCUUGGCCCCUCUUUGGAUUUCCGGAAGUGGAAAGUUGACAUGCAGCUGUAGUAAGGAAGAGGAGAAGAGACCAAAAAGAACUGGUUCAUCAAAUAUUGCCCAGCACUGUGGUGUUAAUGCAAGCCUAGAGGUCGUUGACAAAGACAGCUGUUGAAUUCUGCUUUUGAGAGCAUUAAUGGUGAUGCUUCAAACAAGCGAUCCAGGGGCUACCAGCAAAGACCAGUACCUGAAGGCAUUGGACGCCUGAGAGCUUGCAAAGGAUAAAGCUGGCAGCCACAGCAGCAGCAGGAGGACUUCAAGGAUUAAAGGUACUGCUGGUGUCCCCCUUGAAGGAGCAGAGGGACCUGCCCCCUUGGACUUAAGUCACAGAGCCAAAAGAUCAUUAUCCUCUGCUUGCAGGGAGAGGAGAUUGCCAAACAAGUCAGCAAUGGCCAACUCUGUCCUUUCUUCCAGUCAGCAGCAACCCAAUGGCAAAACUUCUCCCUUCUCCCCCUGCAGACAUGCAGGUGGUGGAGAUGGUGGAGGAGGAGGACCUUUUCUGGAGUCUCCACCCACCAAUCAGGAGCUGCUCCCCAGAGAAGAGCUGGACGGUAGAUGGCAGCCAAGAGAGACCAUGCAGCAGGGUGGCAGCCUGGUGAGUGAAGACUGUGCCUGCCCAGCUACGGAAGGUGCAGUGACUCCUCCACCCGCUGGAGAAAGCCAAGCUUCUGGCAUCCUGGAAGGUGCUGGUGGUGAGGGUGGUGGCCAGACCUGUGCUGCAGCUGCAGAUGUCGAGCAGGCAGGAGUCGGAAGGUAUUUGGGGGCCCAGGAGAACCAGCAUAGCCAAGGAAAUUGUGGGCCUGGGGGCCAGAGGUGCAGGCCCCAAACUGGAGGCGAGGAGGAAAGGCAGCUUGGCAAAAAGAAACAUAGGAGGCGCCCCUCCAAGAAGAAGAGACACUGGAAGCCUUACUACAAGCUCAGCUGGGAAGAGAAAAAGAAGUUUGAUGAGAAGCAAAGCCAACGUGCUUCAAGGCUGCGGGCUGAGAUGUUUGCCAAGGGGCAGCCGGUCGCACCCUACAACACCACCCAAUUCCUGAUGGAGGAUCAUGACCAAGAAGAGCCAGACCUGAAGACUGGACUCUGUCCUAAGAGGUCUGCUACCAAGUCAGAUGACACCAGUGAAGAAGACUUCAUGGAGGAAGAGGACGGUGGCAGCGAUGGGAUGGGAGGGGAUGGAAGUGAGUUCCUCCAGAAGGACUUCUCGGAGACCUAUGAAAGGUACCACGUGGAGAGCCUGCAGAACAUGAGCAAGCAAGAGUUGAUCAAGGAAUACCUGGAGCUGGAGAAGUGUCUUUCCAGGAUGGAGGACGAGAACAACCGGCUGCGGAUGGAGAGCAAGAAACUUGUGGGGGACUCAACAGAGGAUGCCAGGGUAAGGGAGCUGGAGCAGGAACUGGGCAGGUUGAGAGCUGAGAACCAGAAACUCUUGAAAGAGAAUGAACUCAGCAGACAGCAAGAGAGAGCUCUUCCCAAGGUGGGAGAGUAAAGCUUGGGCAAAUUGGGAAGGUUUAAGAGGGGGAGUGACAAUGCCUUUUCCCAAGAUGAGAAUGCAAGAUCCAUGUUGUGGGUGUGUAAAUAUAUAAAGACAAUGGACCUUUUGGGGGGGAGGGUGACUUAAUCAGAAUAAAAUCAAAAUCUUGUAUUGUUUUUGAAUAUAUAGUUAUAACAUA